Larimichthys crocea (large yellow croaker) is the source of this 2545-nucleotide messenger RNA. RefSeq lists its product as uncharacterized. Lineage: Eukaryota; Metazoa; Chordata; Actinopteri; Sciaenidae. The record is from RefSeq and is a predicted model, not a curated record. The transcript has 8 exons. Bases 1331 to 2545 code for a protein of 404 amino acids.
AUAUUAUUAUACUUAUAGGCCACACUAUCAGUCAGCUCAAAAGCUCAAAAGUUAACCAAGAAUGAAGUUCUUCAUGGGUUUUUUUCAGUUUGCUUGCUCAGUAAAGUAGUUUACAUAAAUAAAGAAUAUUGGAUGAAUUAUUUUGAUUGUGAUAUGUCCGCGGACCAAUGAUAUGUCCGCGGACCAAUGAAUAGCCAGGAGGAGUUACUGUUAGGGCGCUGUGGUCCCCCCCGGUACCUCUAUAUUAUCUGAAGCACAGGUAAAGUGCCGUGAUUCUGUUUGCGUUAGCAUUCCGGAUCUCACUCGUUGCUUCAGAUAGCUUAGUCCGUCAGAACGUAACGGGAAUACUUUUUUUCUCUUUGGAGUUUUUCUUCGGAGAGUUGAGCUUCAUACCUUCUUGAUCGCGGUAAGUAACUUGUUACGGUGUAUGGAUUGUUGUUGUUAAUGUGAUGUUUAUGUACUGCAUUUUUACAGUAUGAACGCGCAUUGUGUUCUGCGUCCUGAUUAGAUAAGGGAGUACUGUACAAAAUGGGUUAGGGUUAGGGUUCGGAGAAAAGUGUGUGAUUAUGGGUCUUACGGCUUUAAAACAUGUUUAAUAAUUGUAAAAAAUAAAGCAGAUUUCUGUAGUUGGAUGAGCAUAGUUAGUGGCACCAUAAUGGCUUGUUUACAUGGCGCAUGGCAUGUAUUCAAAUGUAAUGUGACUGUUUAGAUCUUGUAAACAUGACAAUGACAACGUUAAUGAGGUGCGCUCACCUGGCCGAAAGCAUGCAGUGAAUUCCUGCAUCUCACAAAAGGAUGAUAAUCACCCAUAAUUGUUCCUCUUUAAAUGGAGAUUAGCAACGGCCGAAUGUUUGCAUGAAUGCAAAACAUGUCACAAAAGGAUGAUAAUCACCGGUAAUUGUUGGUCAGUGUAGUGCAGUUGCCCCUCACUACUAUACAAAUUGCGUUCGGCUAGCCAGAUUUACAUGAAUGCUCAUUACUAAUACAGUAUUGAACAAUAUUGUUACUUAUUACAACAUUACAUCUGCAAAAGUUUGAACUUUGAGAGUGUUUAAAUAAGACAGAAAUGUGAGAAAAUGUUAAUGGCUGUCUGAGAAAAGUGUGUGGUAUGCUAGUGUUAAUAUUGAGGCUUAAUGUGGUUAUUGGUUAUUGUAUUACAUGUUUUGUAUACUUGUGUGGGGGGAAACAUAAUUCAUUGUUAUUCAUAAUUCAUAGUUCAUUGUUGCACUGGCACAUUUUCGCCACUUUAUGGGACACAAUAAAAGUGUUGUUCUGACAUUCUUCACUUAAGCUAUGUGCUUAAUGCAAUGUUGUUAUCCUGAUGUUUUAGAUGCCGCGUGGGAAGUCGUACCGUCGCUCUCAGGCUGCCAAGAGGAGGAUGGAGAGGCAGGAGAGUUGGACGACCUCUCUGGACGGCAACCGCGUGGACGAUGUACCUUUGGUUGGUGGUACCGGUUGGCGGCACAAGGUGUUGAGGUGGGAGGAGUCGCAGCUGACCAACAAGCAGCACAAGUUGGUGAUUCCAGCUGCGUGCGCUAACAAGAAGUUUGUUCUUGUUGUUGGUGAUUCCCACCUGCGUGCCUUGGUGGAUGGCUUCGUCCUGAUGCCAGAGGGACCGCUGUCCUUUGGCUUCAUGUGCACUCCUGGGGCGACCGCAGCGCACCUGAGGACCGAGCUCAUGGCUGCUGUGGUUCCUCGCCAGCCCGAAGCCGUCAUCGUCCUGGCUCCCAGCAACAACCUGACUGCUGGCAGGGGACUGGACAACUCGUCUGCAGACUUUGCCGCCCUGCUCAAGACUGCACGCAGCCGUUGGUCCAACGUUGUGGUGCUGGACUUUCCGCCUCGUCUGAGUGUGGAAGAGGACCAACAGAAGCUGCUGCGCAUGGCGUACCACAGUGCUUGUGCGGACCAGGGAAUGUGUGUUCCUUACUAUCACAUCUGUGAGAACUUCCCUCUGCACCAGCGUGACUUGUGGGCCAGAGAUGGUACACACCUGAGUGAUAGCGAGGGUAUGCCGAUCCUCGCGUACCUUCUUUGGCAGGCGGCUGACAGGCAGCUUGCAGAACCAGAGCCAGAGCCACCCGGGGCGCCGAUUCCCACUUGCCCGUAUCGUCCCCGGUUUGCCACCCAGGUGGUAGUGAAGGGAAUCGAGCCACAGCCACGCCCAGCAGCCAACCCAGAUGGCUGGAUUACAGUGGUGAACGGGCAGAAGUGCAGUUUGCCUGAAGCUGAGCAAGGUUAUGGAGUUGUCACCUACCUACCCUGCUGCAGUCCGCCUCAAGCUCCCAGUUCUGGAGAGUCCCUUGAUUCCUGCUACCCCGACUCCUCCCCCCUCGCCUUAUCAAUGGAGACCCAGCCUACACGGUUCGACGGUUAUCCGCUCUCGUCGCUGUGGGAGGGGCUCCAGUACCUGGUUGACUGGGAGGGAUAUGGUCCAGAGGAGAGGUCGUGGUUCCCCGCCAGCUACAUCCUGACCCUCAGCUCAUUACUGACUUCCACCGGCAGCAACCCGACCAGCCCCCCAGGAUACGCCCGUCCACGAUAA